This is a messenger RNA of Xylona heveae TC161, 2055 nucleotides long. Its product is annotated as transketolase TktA. The coding region runs from base 1 to 2055 and encodes 684 amino acids. Gene Ontology annotation, molecular function: transketolase activity. The record is from RefSeq and is a predicted model, not a curated record. Gene Ontology annotation, cellular component: cytosol. The transcript has 6 exons. Gene Ontology annotation, biological process: pentose-phosphate shunt. NCBI's taxonomy places the organism in Eukaryota, Fungi, Ascomycota, Xylonomycetes, Xylonales, Xylonaceae.
AUGACUUACGGACACCUUGAUCAAUUGGCCAUUAACACGAUCCGUGUUCUUGCCGUUGAUGCUACUUUCAAGGCAAACUCGGGUCACCCCGGUGCCCCUAUGGGCAUGGCCCCCGUUUCUCACGUUCUCUUCAACAAAUUCAUGAAGUUCAACCCCAAGAACCCUAAGUGGUUGAACCGUGACAGAUUUGUUCUCUCCAACGGCCACGGAUGCAUGCUCCAAUAUGCUCUUCUCCACCUCUUUGGCUAUGAUGUCACCAUUAAGGAUCUCGAGGAGUUCCGGAAAAUCGACAGCCGGACUCCUGGUCACCCUGAGGCUAACGAUACCCCCGGUGUUGAGGUUACCACUGGCCCUCUCGGUCAAGGUUUCGCCAACGCCGUUGGUCUUGCCAUUGCGCAGGCCAACACUGCUGCCACCUUCAACAAGCCCGGUUACAACCUCGUUGACAACUACACCUACACCUUCUUUGGUGACGGAUGCGCCAUGGAGGGUGUUGCCUGCGAAGCUGCUAGCACUGCUGGUCAUCUGCAGCUCGGUAACCUCAUCGCCAUCUAUGACGACAACCACAUUUCCAUUGACGGUGACACCAAGGUGGCUUUCACUGAGGAUGUCUUGAAGCGCUUCGAGGCUUACGGCUGGCACACCCAGUGGGUCAAGGACGGUGACCACGACCUCGAAGGUAUCGAGGCUGCUAUCGCCAAGGCCAGAGAAGUCAAGGACAAGCCCUCAGUCAUCAAGCUCACCACCACCAUUGGUUUCGGCUCCAAGCUCCAGGGUACUGGUGGUGUCCACGGUAACCCUCUGAAGGAGGACGACUGCAAGGCCGUCAAGGCCAAGUUCGGCUUCGACCCCGAGCAGUUCUUCGUCGUUCCUCAGGAGGUCUAUGACUCUUACCACAAACACGCCGCUGAGGGUGCCGCUCUCGAAGCUGAGUGGAACCAGCUUUUCGAGAAGUACGGCAAGGAGUACAAGGCCGAGCACGCCGACCUUUCCCGUCGUCUCAGUGGUCUGCUUCCCGAGGGAUGGGAGAAGAAGCUUCCCACCUACAAGCCCACUGACGCUGCCAUUGCCUCCCGUAAGCUGUCGGAGGCCGUCCUCGAGGCCAUCCACGAUGUUGUUCCUGAGCUCAUUGGUGGUUCUGCCGACUUGACCGGCUCCAACAACACCCGCUGGAGUAACGCCGUCGACUUCCAGCCCCCCGUCUUGGGCAUUGGCGACUGGGCUGGUCGCUACAUCCGCUAUGGUGUGCGUGAGCACUCCAUGGCCGCCAUCAUGAACGGUAUCUGCGCCUACGGCACUUUGAUCCCCUUCGGUGGUACUUUCCUUAACUUCGUCUCUUACGCCGCUGGUGCCGUCCGUCUGUCGGCUAUCUCCCACGACCGCGUCAUCUACGUUGCUACCCACGACUCAAUCGGUCUGGGUGAGGACGGUCCUACUCACCAGCCCAUUGAGACUCUUGCCCACUUCCGUGCCCUCCCCAACUGUAUGGUCUGGCGUCCUGCCGACGGCAACGAGACCAGCGCUGCUUACUACAUUGCCCUGACCUCCAAGCACACUCCCUCCAUUCUGGCCCUUACCCGUCAGAACCUUCCUCAGUUGGAGAACUCCACCAUCGAGAACGCCAUCAAGGGUGGUUACGUCGCGGUGGAGAACCCCAACGCUGACAUCACCCUUCUUGCCACCGGUUCCGAGGUCAGCUUGGUCAUUGACACUGUCAAGGAGCUCAAGGAGAAGCACGGCGUCACUGCUCGUGUUGUCUCCCUGCCCUGCUUCGAGGUUUUCGAUGCCCAGAGCAAGGAGUACCGCCUUUCCGUUCUGCCCGAUGGUAUCCCCUCGCUCUCCGUCGAGGUCAUGUCCACCCUCGGCUGGGAGCGGUACUCCCACGAGCAGUUCGGCCUCAACCGCUUCGGUGCUUCUGGUGCUUACAAGGACGUGUACAAGAAAUUCGAGUUCACUCCCGAGGGCAUCGCCAAGCGCGCUCUUGCCACCAUCGACUUCUACAAGGGCACCAAGCCCCGUUCCCCCAUCAACCGUGCCUUCCAGCAGCUCAUCUAA